Molecule: messenger RNA, 1401 nt
Organism: Aedes aegypti (yellow fever mosquito)
Lineage: Eukaryota; Metazoa; Arthropoda; Insecta; Diptera; Culicidae
Product: pancreatic triacylglycerol lipase
Exons: 2
Coding region: 58-1326 (422 amino acids)
Biological process (GO): lipid metabolic process
Molecular function (GO): lipase activity
Source: RefSeq, a predicted model, not a curated record
AAAUCUAUAAAACGAUUACCGACGUUCUCGGCGAAGCUAGUGCAAUCCUAUCAGAAAAUGAAACUCACUGCUGCAUUAGCACUGCUUAUCUGUUGUUUGGCGGUUGGUCAUUGCCAGGGACCGGAAGAUCCUGAACCAUGGAAGAAAGUAUCUGAUCCUACUGAUCCAGAACCAUGGAAGCGAGUCUCGGAUCCUACUGAUCCAGAGCCUUGGAAGAAGGUUUCAGAUCCUACUGACCCGGAACCAUGGAAGAAAGUUUCAGAUCCUACUGAUCCAGAGCCGUGGAAGAGAGCCUCGGAUCCUACUGAUCCGGAACCUUGGCAGGAAGUCACGGAUCCUACUGAUCCUGAGCCUUGGAAGAAAGUCUCUGAUCCCACUGAGCCUGAACCGUGGGCACUGAUUCCGGACGGAGCUGGACAUCUACACAUUGUGAAUAUUAACCCCGUAAAUAUACCCGAGGGCGAAGACGAAAUCGAACCACUGUUCAACCCGGAGACUGAUGUCGUCUUUAGAAUGUACACUAGGCGCAAUCCGCUUCAUGAGCAGCUGAUUAGAUGGGAUGACCCAUCAUCGAUCUCCAAUUCCAAUUUUAAUCCGGCUAAUCCGACUCGGUUCCUAAUCCACGGUUGGGUAGAGGGUGAAGACGCUACGCUGCACUGGGUGAUCAAGGAUCACUACAUGCGCGUUGGAGACUUCAACGUCAUCAACGUAGAUUGGGGUGCAGGUGCUCAAACGAUCAACUACAUCGCGGCUCGUAAUCGUGUUGGAGGAGUCGGAAUGAUCGUGUCCCGUGUGAUUGAUACGAUUCGUGCUACUACUGGACAAUCGUUGGACAUGAUCAACGUGGUUGGAUUCAGUUUGGGAGGUCAUGCCGCCGGAAACGCUGGAAAGGGUCAGAAUGGCCUGCUCAACUCCGUCAUCGCUCUGGAUCCGGCUGGUCCGUUGUUCUCGCAGGGACAGGCUGACAUCUUAAGUGCAAGUGAUGCGAUCUAUACGGAAGCAAUCUACACCAAUGCCGGAAAUCUAGCAUUCGAUGCCCCACUAGCUCAGGCCAAUUUCUACCCGAACUACGGACGAUCGCAACCGGGGUGCAUAACUUCAAUCUGCGCCCAUAACCGGGUCAACGAGCUGUUUGCUGAGUCCGUUUCCACUGCCAAUCACUUCAUUGCCAUGGAGUGUGCCGACUACAAUGAAAUUUUGAACGGAGGAUGUUCAUCCGUUGGGCCGUAUGCCAAGAUGGGUGGUGAACCUUCCAACCGGGGACUUGGAGUCAGGGGUGUUUACUAUCUGCGAACGAACGCACAGUCGCCGUUUGCCAGAGGCUAGAACGAAAAGGGAUAGCGGCGAUGAGGUAAGGCGGGCUAAGAAUGAUGAAAUUGUGAUAAUUUUUCAAUUCACUAA